Messenger RNA from Quercus lobata, 1041 nucleotides. RefSeq lists its product as uncharacterized. Bases 1 to 1041 code for a protein of 346 amino acids. The transcript has 2 exons. The record is from RefSeq and is a predicted model, not a curated record. NCBI's taxonomy places the organism in Eukaryota, Viridiplantae, Streptophyta, Magnoliopsida, Fagales, Fagaceae.
AUGGCCAAGGCAUUGCUGAAAGCUCAGAAGUACAUGAACGUGGAAGAAGCCCUAGCAGCCAUUGACGGAGCAGAGAAGAGCAAGGAAAAGAAGAAGGAAAAGGAGGACAAUCGACGAGGGCUAAAAAGGGAUUGGGCUGACCGACGGAAUGACGACGGAAAUAGGAGGAGGGAGGACAAGAACCCUCCACCUGGUUUGCGUGACAAGAGGAAAUACUGCCGCCUCCACAAAGAUCAUGGGCAUUACACGGAGGAUUGCAGGGACCUCAAAGAGCAGAUUGAAGAGCUCAUCCGUAAUGGGAAGCUACAACAGUAUAUAAAAAGGGGAGAUUCCGGCAGGUAUGGACAGAAAAGCCAGCAAGUUAAUGCAAGGAGAGAUGAAGACCGCCCCCAACCUCGUCCACAAAGCGCGCUAGGGGAGAUAAAAACCAUCGCCGGAGGACCAACCACUGGGGGAUCAUUCAAAUCCCUCAGGAAAUCAUACCAAAAGCAGGUAAACAGCGUCCACAGUAUACCUCCGUUGAAGCAAAGACGCACCAAUGGAGACUUGUACUUCUCUAAGGAGGAUGCCAGAAGUGUAAAGCAACCUCAUGAUGACCCACUCGUCAUUAUGAUCAUGAUCGAGGGGUUCAACACGCGAAGAGUCCUGGUCGACAGUGGAAGCUCAGCCGACAUAAUCUAUCUUCCUGCCUUCCAGCAACUAAAACUAGACCCAAAAAGGCUCCGUCCUUUUGAGUCUCCCCUUGUCAAUUUCAGCGGAGACAAGGUAUACCCUAGAGGAAUAGUAACAUUGACAGUGACGGCCGGAUCAUACCCCCUCCAGGUAACCAACCAGCACAAUUUCCUGAUAGUGGACUCACCCUCGUCCUACAAUGUGAUCAUAGGAAGACCAAUGCUCAAUCGCUGGAAGGCUGCUAUUUCCACCUACUGCUUAAAGGUGAAGUUCCCAGUAGAACAGGGUGUCGGAGAAAUUAAAAGAGACCAGGUAUUGGCAAGAGAAUGCUAUCAGGCCUUCCUGGCCUCAAAAGAGAACCAUACGUAG